AUGGCGACCCAAUAAAAGAAAAUAGUAAAAUUGCUCUCGUGGAAAACAUAUCGGCGCUACUGAACUAUACGUGUUGUCGUCCAUUACCACGCACUUGUACAUAACUAUAAAUAUUAAAUUAAAAAAACGUGUUUAUAGUAUUUAAAUUUUGGCAAUAUAAUAAACGAUCUGUAAAAAAAUAUAUUAACAAUUAAUUAUGUUGAGUUUUUGUUUUUUAGCUUUUAAUAAAACCAUUUUUUAAUUUUAAAACAUGUGUUGGAAUAUUACAAUACAAUAGUUAAAAAAUAAAUAAAUAUAAUUUUGGAUUAAACAAUACUUAUAGAAUUUUUAAGAAUAUUUUUCGACCUAUUGAGGAUUUGUCACCGCUUUUGACAGGUCAUGAUACACCGGAGCAAGUAUUUUAAACGUUUAAUGGGAGCUGUGGAAUAAUGCCCGGAGGAUGGGGCCGAAGUCCUGGGAGCAGUGGAUCUGGUCCACAACCAGGACAGCGCACCGGGCAUCGAUUGUUACCUUUACCAUUCAACAGAUCUGCCAGCGGCGGUGGCAGCAACAGCAGCAGUGGAAACGUCGGAAGAGGAGGUGGAUUUGGCGGAGGGGAAAGUUAUAGCGGUGGAGGUUUUUCUAGUGGCGGGGGAUUAAAAAGUGGAGGUAUUAGAGGUGGUGGAAAUACUAGUAAUAAAAGAGGUGGUUUCGGUGGCGGAGGAAAUGGUGCAAGUUAUAGUGGUAGAGCUGCCGAAGCCGAAGAUGUAAUGGGGCACUACAACCGAAAUAAGAACAAUGUUAAUAAAGUUAGAACUGGCUUGUAUUAUUCACCCCCUGGUACUUCUUACACAAUUCUAGAAAAACCACCAGCAGCAGUACCACCCCCACCACCUCCUAGACCAACAUACCUUAGAGAAUCUUCAGCAGGUUCAUCUAGUGCAUCAAGUCAUCCUAGUACAAUAGGUAGUAAUAGCCGUAUUAACAAUGCAAAUUCUCGAGGGAAUUCUAACAAAAAAAGACCAAUAUCUCCAGAACAAGUACUUAAAAUGUUUUCAGCGCCUAAUUACAACGCACAGCAAUCAUCAUCAUACCAUGCAUCUAACAGCAGUAAAACACUAUCUCCACAACGUUCAAACAUUCAUAGCUCAAACACUUCACAAUCGCACAACAAUUUGACAUCUUCUAACCAUAAUGAUAAUCUUACGGUACGCACGAUAUCUAUGUCCAGACCAAAUGCAACUUCAGGCAGUCCAUCCACUCAAGGAUUUGGUAUAUGUGUCAAAGGCGGAGCCGAUGAAUCAAAUGUUGGAGUGUACAUAUCUCGUGUAGAGGAAGGUAGCAUAGCUGAAAGCGUUGGUUUAAAACCGGGAGAUUCUAUUUUAGAAGUUAAUGGCCGUCCUUUUACUAAUAUAUCCCACGAAGAAGCUCUUAAAAUUUUAAAAUCAUACCGUCAAAUUACAAUGACGGUUAAGUGUCCAUCUACACCUCAAGUUAUUCGAAGUAAAAAUAAUGAUGGUGAAAAUGUAAAUUCUGAAGAUUCUUGGAGGUUAGGUCAUGCAUACUCGUGGAUAAAUAGGAAAGGACAUCCAGUGUCUCCACCCCUUGAGUAUUCUAAACUAAAUUCACCAUAUUCUAAGUGGUCAUAUACACGGUCAUCUAAAGAUAAAAUUCGAAAAGUGGAACUAUUGAUAGAGCCUGGUCAGAGUCUCGGUUUAAUGAUUAGAGGAGGUACAGAAUACAACUUGGGCAUUUUUAUCACUGGUAUAGAUAAAGAUUCUGUUGCGGAUCGAUCCGGAUUGAUGGUUGGUGAUCAAAUAUUGGAUGUUAAUGGUCAAUCAUUUUUAAACUUAUCACAUGAUGAAGCAGUUAACCUUUUAAAAUUUCAAAAACAAAUGACCCUAACGGUUAGAGAUGUGGGUAAAGUGCCUCAAUCAUGUGCCACUUAUAACUCCGAGACAUGGAAUCGUUCGUUGGAUAACAUUACGGAUGGUACUUUAAAAUUGGGUACAUCAGCCGCUUCACAGAUGGUCGAAGAAAAAGCUAGGAUAUUACUGACAAAACACGAAUUUAAUACUUUACGUUACUAUCUUGAUGAGUAUUCGUGUUCUCGAAUGUCAAUUGAUGCAUUUAUUACAAUACUUUUCGAAUUGCUCAACACCACCGAUAAGUUCACACUAUUGACGGAACUCCGAGAACUAAUUGGCUCAUCAGAUCGAGAUCGUUUUGAUCAGUUGGUAUAUAGAAGAGGACGAGAAUCUAGGAAUCUUCAUCCCCGAAACGUCGAAGGAGGGUUUAUAACUGGAAGUCAAAGUAAAGUAUUCCAAUAUUCUGGCGAUGGCGAAAGUAUGGACUGUAAUUCACCAACGGAUUACCCAAUUAGUCCGAAUUACAGGAAUAUUUCUAGUGAAAGAAAACUAGAGGAUAAAUGUUCUCCACUGAAAAUCAGUGAUAGAGAAAUGGAGAUCGAAGAAUUCGAGUUUAGUCAUCAAGACUUUGGUGAUUUAGAAACUGAGCUGUUACCAAGAAAAUACCAUAGUGAUUUGGCAGAUCUUAGUUAUUCACAUAGGAAUUCUUCUCUAUAUGAUGAAUCAAAUAUGACCAGGUCAUCGAGUGGAUACUUGGAGGGAAUACGAUCCCACUUAGGGGGAUGGACCCAAAAAUUGAAAUCCUGGUACUAUGGAAAUCCUCUACAAUUGUCUAGUAAACAUGGACGAUCGUAUGAUGGAAAAAAUGAAUUGAUAGACGAAGAUUCCUGCUAUCGAAGAGAAAGUGGUUUUAUUGAAUCUUCGUGUUCGAACUCUCAUCAUGAUUCACAAGUAAUGCUCGACCAACAAGGUAAUCUUCGAAUUAUUGUAAAGAAAGUGAAACCAUUAUUGGGGAUUGCUAUUGAAGGUGGCGUCAAUACUAAACAUUUACUUCCCAGAAUAAUAAAUAUCCAUGAAAAUGGUGCAGCUUUUGAAGCUGGAGGAUUAGAAGUUGGUCAGCUAAUAUUGGAAGUUGACGGGCAAAAAGUUGAAGGUAUGCCUCAUCAAGAAGUAGCGAGACUCAUCGCUGAAUCAUUCGCACAAACUAACAAACCUGAAAUUGAGUUCCUUGUUAUUGAGGCAAAAAAAUCAAACUUGGAACCAAAACCGACUGCACUAAUAUUUUUGGAAAAUUAAUUGACUGUGAGUAGUGAUAAGUUGUUUUGCCGAUUACUUGAUAAAAUUGUUUUAUUAAGUUAAUUGUAAUACAUAAAAUAAUAUAAAUUAACUAUGGUACUUCAAAGAUAUAUAUUUUCAUUAUUUUAAUAUUAAAAUGUAUAAAUAAUUAAAACACUAUAUAAUAAUAAUUAUCAAUACAAUAAUGAUUAUAAUAUGUAAAUGCUUUUCAGUGUUAUUUAUACAUCAAAUAAUAUUUGGCUUUUAUUUCAUAUUUUUUUCGUCCGCAAACUUCAUAAACUUAAUUAUUGUCUCUAUUUUUAAUUUUUUAAACACAUGUAAUUUAUAUACCAUUUAAACAAUUCUAUCGUAAUAAUAUUAUUACAACCAAACCCUGGAAAUGUAAAAAAAAAUAAUUUUAAUUCUAUUUACCUUUAAAAGCUUGUGUAUUAUAAUACAGAAUAUUUAUUUUAUAAAUUUCCUAAUUAAUUUGGUAAAUACCAAUCCACAAAUUAGAGUGCCUACUUUGUAAAAUAAUUAAUAAUAACUUGAAAGAAAUAACUCAAAUCAAUAUCACGUGAUAAGGUUGGGUUUUUAACAUGACAAAAUCUUUCACGGUUAAUUUACUAGUUUUUGAUGGGUCAAAUCAUUAAAUUCAAUAUAAAAGGUUUUUUUUUUUUUAUUUAAAAUAAAGUAUAAAUUUCAACUUUCUACUAUAGAAACUACUUCAAAAAGAUUUAUUUUUAUAAUUUUAUAAUAUUACUAAAAAAACUUAAAUACUACAUAAUUCUAUUAUUGCUAUUCAAGACAUUAACAGUACAAUACCAUCACGCGGGGUAUUUCUUUGGUCAAUUGACAUUGUUCCAACUCUAUUAACUGACAGUCGCAGUAAAAUAUUUAGAUAAAAAUUUACAGAUAUCUAAAUGGAUACAAUAUAUAUUUUUACUUUUUUUUAUAUGAA
Daktulosphaira vitifoliae (grape phylloxera) is the source of this 4083-nucleotide messenger RNA. RefSeq lists its product as uncharacterized. The coding region runs from base 429 to 3143 and encodes 904 amino acids. Gene Ontology annotation, cellular component: stereocilia ankle link complex; stereocilium tip; plasma membrane. Gene Ontology annotation, molecular function: protein binding. The record is from RefSeq and is a predicted model, not a curated record. NCBI's taxonomy places the organism in Eukaryota, Metazoa, Arthropoda, Insecta, Hemiptera, Phylloxeridae. The transcript is spliced from 17 exons.